Messenger RNA from Engraulis encrasicolus (European anchovy), 1191 nucleotides. It is a transcript of the gene usp21, whose product is annotated as ubiquitin specific peptidase 21. The transcript is spliced from 12 exons. The record is from RefSeq and is a predicted model, not a curated record. Gene Ontology annotation, biological process: protein deubiquitination. Bases 1 to 1191 code for a protein of 396 amino acids. NCBI's taxonomy places the organism in Eukaryota, Metazoa, Chordata, Actinopteri, Clupeiformes, Engraulidae. Gene Ontology annotation, molecular function: cysteine-type deubiquitinase activity. Gene Ontology annotation, cellular component: cytoplasm.
AUGCCAGAGCCCGUGGUGGAGAAGACGUGCGAGGCCCUGUGUCGAUCGCUGGUGGCCCACAACGGACUGCAGCCCGAGAGCGCCGACAUCUCCCGCUCCGUCGUCUACACCUCCCUCAUGGGCCUGCUACUCGUGGCCGACAAGAAGGCAGACAUUCCCCUGGGAAGUGGGCAAGUUGGUCUCCGGAACAUCGGAAACACAUGUUUCCUUAAUGCGGUGGUCCAGUGUCUGUCUCAUACCCGUGGUCUGCGAGACUACUGUCUCACCAAGGCCUACCUCCAAGAGAAGCACUCCAAGCAGGAACCAGUCCUCAUGAAUGCGUUCACUCAUGUGCUGUCUGGCCUGUGGGAUGUUCAGGGCCAGGACUGUGUGAAUCCUGGCAGGUUCUACAGCGCCUUCAAGGACGCCGUGCCUUACUUCAGUGGCUACAGUCAGCAAGAUGCCCAGGAGUUCCUGCGUUUUUUGCUGGACAGGCUGCACACAGAGAUCAAUCGCAGGCCCGCCAAAUGCCCACCCUCAGAAACAACUGAGACCAAACACAAAACCAUCAGACUGGCUGAGCAGGCUGCCGCCAUGUGGAAAAAGCAUCUGGAGAGGGAUGACAGCAGGAUCGUUGAUCUGUUCUCAGGUCAGCUUCGCAGCUCGCUACACUGCUCCGUCUGCUCACAUUACUCCAACACAUUUGACGUUUUCUGUGACCUGUCCCUACCUAUUCCCAAGAGGAGUGGAGACACGGUGUCACUCAAGGAGUGCCUCGACCUGUUCUCACAAGUGGAAAAGCUCGACGCAGAGAACGCACCGUUGUGUGAGCGGUGUCGUCGGAGGACAGAGAGCACCAAAAGGCUGACCAUUCAGAGGUUCCCCAAAGUCAUCGUCAUACAUCUAAAUCGGUUCACCACAUCGAGGUACUCCAUCAGCAAAAGCACAGUCUGUGUGACUUUCCCAAUAAACCACCUGGACCUGGGUCCAUACGGGCCUGUGGACUGUGGGCCAGUGCUGUAUAAACUCUAUGCAGUCUGCUACCACUCGGGGACUGUCAACAUGGGUCACUACACCGCCUGCUGCCGGGAUGAAGAUGGCUGGUGGUACUACAAUGACUCCAGUGUGCAACAGGUUCCUGAGGAUCAGCUCCAGUCCAGUCAGGCCUACGUGCUCUUCUACCAGUUAGACUCCAACGCCAUCAGGAAAUAA